CCAGGUACCAUAUGUCCAUAAAGUGUUCAAUAAAAACUACCCAAAUGGCAAAUGCUUGAUAUGAACAAAUGCUUGUUGUGUGUUGCAGGAUCGAAUUAUUAAUGCUUGCUGUGUGUUGCACAACUUUGCACGUGAUAGGCAGCAUAUGAUGGACGACUUGUUGCUGCCGGAAGUGGAUAGUGAAAUAGCGGCUCAACCCAUUGAGCCUGUAGAUGAUGUUGGUUAUAUUAGAACUGUUCAAAUGACAGCUGAAUGGAACAUAUUUAGAAAUGAUUUAGCGGACGACAUGUUUGCUGAUUAUCUUGUGGCCCAUGCAGAAUUAGAUGUGUAGUAGGAUGUGUAGGUUAGCUAGUUGGAGUUGGCCUUUCUUUUGUGCUAUUAGAUGGUGCCGUUUGGAUAUUUUGUACAUGCAUCAUCAUGACAAAUUAAUAUAUGAAAUGACCUUACCCGAUCUUUUGUACUUAAUCUACUUUGUGUGGCCAUUGUCCUCGAUUUUGUUAUGAUGUAGGUCCAUGGCUGAAGAUCUAUCCAGGGUUGAAGAACCAUCCAAGGCGAAGUUCAGCAGAAGUUAUGUGCAAUGGUCUCCAGAGAUGGACCGUGCGUUGUUGGCGGUGCUUGUUGAGCAUCACAACAAUGGUGAUCAUGCCCAAAAUGGAUGGAAGCCACAUGUCUACAAUGCUGCUAUAAAGGUUGUACGUGACCAAUGUGGAGUGACUGUCACAAAGGAUAAAAUUGUAUCCAGGUGCAAAACUUUUGACAAGCAUUAUGAGAUCCUUAGCAAAAUUCUUGCUCUGAGUGGAUUUGGUUGGGACAAUGAGAAGAACGUACUGUCCAUUGAUAGUGAUGAUGUAUGGAACAGAUACGUGGAGGCUAAUGAAAAAGCAGCUAUUUACAAGAACAAAGUAGUGCACAAUUGGGAUGACAUCUGCACCAUAUACUCAAAAGAUCAUGCCACUGGUGAAGGUGCUAGGACAGGAGCUGAGAUUGCUGCUGAUCCGCAACCAGAAGACAAAGAAAUCUCUCCGGAAUCUGUUGAACCAGCUCCAAAGAAGCAGCGGGCGUGUGACGCAAUUCUGUGCAUGAUUGGAGAGCUGAAGACAUCAUUCAAUGAUGCUUUGAAGACAACUGAGCCAUUACCCAUGCCACAGAUUACUCCUCCUGCUGAUAUCCUUGCCGCACUUGAUAAGAUACCAGAUUUUUCUCAGAGUGACAAGCUGCGAGCAUAUGGUAAGUUGAUCCUUAGUGAACGCUUAUUCCAAGCACUUAUGGAGCUCCCCAUGGCCUUCAGGAAGGAAUGGUUGUUGAUGAUGAAUUAGAGGAGUGCAGUUUAAUUCAUAUGACAUGUGCGACCUAUCCUAAGAACUUGUAAUAUUGCGUACCAGAUUGUGUAACGUGUGGUGAACCUUUUGAA
Lolium perenne is the source of this 1411-nucleotide messenger RNA. Lineage: Eukaryota; Viridiplantae; Streptophyta; Magnoliopsida; Poales; Poaceae. The record is from RefSeq and is a predicted model, not a curated record.